GACUAUAACAACAGAUAAAGGGACGGACCUGUGGCCAUUGCUGUAGGAUCCUAAGUCCAGGUGAUCAUUUUGAACGAAACAUCGACAAAAAUUGAAAACAUUCACAUGAUAUCUGCAUUUCAAUGAUGGACCAGAAUCAACAUUUGAGUAAGACAGCAGAGGCACAACAUUCUGAGAAAAGGAAAACUAGAAACUACUGCAAUGGAUUCAAGAUGUUCUUGGCAGCCCUGUCACUCAGCUUUAUUUCUAAGACACUAAGUGCAAUCAUUAUGAAAGGUUCCAUCACUCAAAUAGAAAGGAGAUUUGACAUAUCAUCUUCUACUGUUGGCUUAAUUGAUGGAAGCUUUGAAAUGGGAAAUUUGCUUGUGAUUUUAUUUGUGAGUUACUUUGGAGCCAAAUUACACAGACCAAAACUAAUCGGAAUUGGUUGCUUCGUUAUGGGAAUUGGAAGUAUUUUGACUGCUUUACCUCAUUUCUUCAUGGGAUAUUACAGGUAUUCUAAAGACACCCCUAUUAAUCCAUCAGAGAAUUCAACAUCAAGCUUAUCAACUUGUUUGAUUAAUCAAAAUUUGUUACUCAAUAGAACAUCACUGGAGAUAGUGGGAAAAGGUUGGGAAAAGGAAUCUGGGUCACAUAUGUGGAUAUAUAUUCUAUUGGGUAAUAUGCUUCGUGGAAUUGGGGAAACGCCCAUAACACCCUUGGGGAUUUCUUACAUCGAUGAUUUUGCUAAAGAAGGACAUUCUUCUUUUUAUUUAGGUAAUUUGUUUGCAGUAACAAUGAUUGGUCCAAUCAUUGGCUUUUUACUCGUAUCCCUGUUUUCUAAAAUGUAUGUGGAUGUUGGAUAUGUAGAUCUGAGCACUAUCAGAAUAACUCCUAAGGACUCUCGUUGGGUUGGUGCGUGGUGGCUUGGUUUCCUUGUGGCUGGACUAAUAUCCAUUAUUUCUUCUAUACCAUUCUUUUUCUUGCCCCCAAAUUUGGAUAAACCAAGGAAAGAAAAAAAAGCUUCAGUAUCUUUGCCUGUGCAAAAUGAGGAAAAGAGUCAAAUGGCUCAUUUGACCAAGCAGGGGCAAAAUGUUAGUGAAACUGUAGCUGGUUUUUUCCAGUCCUUGAAAAACAUCCUUACCAAUCCCCUGUAUGUUAUAACAUUAGUUUUGACACUGCUACAAGCCAGCAGCCAUAUUGGAAUUAUUACUUAUGUCUUCAAAUAUGUAGAACAGCAGUAUGGCCAGUCAGCAUCUGAGACUAGCAUUUUGUUUGGAUUCAUAACCAUACCAACUUUUGCAUCUGGAGUGUUUACAGGAGGAUAUAUCAUUAAAAAAUUCAAAUUUACCUUGGUUGGAAUUGCGAAAUUUUCAUUUUGUAGCCAUAUGUUGUCCUUCCUAUUUCACCUAUUAAAUUUUGCGCUAAUCUGUGAAAACAAAUCAGUUGCUGGACUAACCUUGACUUAUGAUGGAAAUAAUCCAGUGGCAUCUCAUAUAAAUGUACCACUUUCUUAUUGCAACUCUGACUGCAAUUGUGAUCAAAGUCAAUGGGAACCACUCUGUGGAGACAAUGGAAUAACUUACAUAUCACCUUGUUUAGCAGGAUGCAAAUCUUCAAGUGGCAGUAAAAAGUCUGUUAUGUUUCAUAACUGUAGUUGUGUGGAAGUAAAUGGUUUCCAGAGCAGAAAUAACUCAAUGAAGUUGGGUGAAUGCCCCAAAAAUGAUCAAUGUACAAGAAAAUUUUAUGUUUAUAUAGUAGCGCAAAUAUUUAUCUUUUUUUCUUCUGCAUUGGGAAGCACCUCAAAUAUCAUGCUGGUUUUUAAAAAUGUUGAACCUGAACUGAAAUCACUUGCCAUGGGUUUCCAUUCACUAACUAUUCGAACACUAGGAGGAAUUCCAGCUCCUAUAUAUUUUGGGGCUCUGAUUGAUAGAGCUUGUAUGAAGUGGUCUGUCAACAACUAUGGGAAGCAAGGGUCUUGUCGGAUAUACAAUUCCACAUUAUAUGGAAAUACUUUCUUUGGCUUGACUACAGGCUUAAAACUCCCAGCUCUUGUUUUAUAUGUUGUAUUAAUUUCUGUUAUGAAGAAAAAAUAUCAAGGAAAAGAUAUCAAGACAUCAGAAAAUGAAAGAAAAUCCGUGAACGAAGCGAACUUAGAACCGUUAAGUAGUGAUACUGCAGUGGACCGUGAAACACAUAUUUAA
Aethalodelphis obliquidens (Pacific white-sided dolphin) is the source of this 2183-nucleotide messenger RNA. RefSeq names its product solute carrier organic anion transporter family member 1B3 (gene SLCO1B3). Gene Ontology annotation, molecular function: bile acid transmembrane transporter activity; protein binding. Gene Ontology annotation, biological process: transmembrane transport; sodium-independent organic anion transport; bile acid and bile salt transport. Gene Ontology annotation, cellular component: basolateral plasma membrane. The record is from RefSeq and is a predicted model, not a curated record. Bases 123 to 2183 code for a protein of 686 amino acids. The transcript is spliced from 15 exons. NCBI's taxonomy places the organism in Eukaryota, Metazoa, Chordata, Mammalia, Artiodactyla, Delphinidae.